UAUAUUUUUUGCUCAGUGCUUCUGUUCCUGUGUGCACUGACGUGACAGGAUCGAGGAUCAAUAAAGUGUUUCUGAUUCUGAAAGCGGCAGUAACACAUACUGUAACUUCCCAAACCCUCAGUAGUUGACAAAUUUAAAAUUAAUGGAUGAAUCUUUUCAGGUUUUUCUCAUAUUAUUAUUAUUUUAUCAAUGUAACCUGGCACUUCAAAAGUUGGGGGAAAGCUGAAGUUGUUAAAAACACCCAACUGCCAGGUGGAGCUUAAUCUUUUGAAAAGUAGCUGAAGUGACAGUCACAGCCCUGUACUGCAGACUUCAGGAAAGAACGAACAAUGGAAAAAGGAUGUUGGUCAGCAUGUAAAGUCUCAGAGGAAUAAGUAUUCUUUUGAUGCCGUCUCUCUUCUUUGUUUGCAGUCAAAUAUCAGAUUACUCUUUAUUAAUUGCACGCAGUAAUCACCUGGAACUGAUGCAUGUUUCUCAUUAAGAUUUCAGCCUUCUUGCAUCCUGUUUUUUGUUAAGUAUUUUAUUUUUUUAGAAACUAAGUUGGCAGACAUCACACCAGCUUUUGCGUGUAUGUGUGUGUGUUAUGUGGGGGGCUUCCCUUUUCAGUCUGAUAGGAUCAGUUUGGCGUUUUUCACCCUUCCUGCCCGAGAAUAAAAACAUUUGCAAUGACCGCAGAAUGCAACUCACACACACGUUUGCUCUUCUACAGUAUAAUUGCGAGGACUCUCAUUGACAUAGUAAAGAACGCUCCCUAGACCCUAACCUACUUCUAAUCUUAACCCUAAAUCCAAGUCUAAACCCUCAAACAAACCCUUGAAGAUGUGAGGACUGUACAAAAAGGUUGUCACUGUCCAAAAACCUCCAUUCGCUCAACGUGUAAAACUAAAAGUCCUUGCAAAGAUAGAAGCAAAAGAACACACACACACACAGUUCCCAACUCUUUCAAAUGUGUGUGUGUGUGUGUGUGUGUGUGUGUGUGUGUGUGUGUGUGUGUGUGUGUGUGUGUGUGUGUGUUAGCGGGGUUAGGGGUGUGGGCGUCCAGUGGGGGGAAACGGGAGCUUUUGUUACCGUGGGAACAGACGCUUGACGUAACGGAAGAUUCUUAUCUCAGUCAGCCAAUCAGCUUCUUCCCAGGGGAGUCAGCGCGACCCAGUACUUUACUACAGUAUCCCUCUCUUUCUCUCAUGUAAUGCACCAGACAGGUCACAGGUUUGAUUCCCACAACAGCAAAGUACUGAACCCUUCACUGUUCACUCAGUGUGGGUUCUCCUGGAUAAGAAGCUUAAUCAGCAAAGUUAAGUAAACUCCAGAAGAUUCUUCAGAGGUUAAAAAUGUCCUUCAGAAACACCAGGUGCCCCACAAAACGCAAGUCAAAACAACCACGAGACCGAGACAAGUCCGAGUCAAAACAACCACGAGACAAGUCCGAGUCAAAACAACCACAAGAUAAGUCUGAGUCAAAACAACCACGAGACCGAGACAAGACCGAGUCAAAACAACCACGAGACCGAGACAAGACCGAGUCAAAAGAACCACGAGACAAGUCUGAGUCAAAACAACCACGAGACCGAGACAAGUCCGAGUCAAAACAACCACGAGACAAGACCGAGUCAAAACAACCACGAGAUAAGACCGAGUCAAAACAACCACGAGAUAAGUCUGAGUCAAAACAACCACGAGAGACAAGGCCGAGUCAAAAGAACCACGAGACAAGUCAAAAACAACCACGAGAUAAGACCGAGUCAAAACAACCACGAGACAGAGACAAGACUGAGUCAAAACAACCACGAGAUAAGUCUGAGUCAAAACAACCACGAGACCGAGACAAGACCGAGUCAAAAGAACCACGAGACAAGUCCGAGUCAAAACAACCACGAGACCGAGACAAGUCCGAGUCAAAACAACCACGAGACAAGACCGAGUCAAAACAACCACGAGACAGAGACAAGACUGAGUCAAAACAACCACGAGAUAAGUCUGAGUCAAAACAACCACGAGACCGAGACAAGACCGAGUCAAAACAACCACGAGACAAGACCGAGUCAAAACAACCACGAGACCGAGACAAGUCCGAGUCAAAACAACCACGAGACAAGACCGAGUCAAAACAACCACGAGACAGAGACAAGACUGAGUCAAAACAACCACGAGAUAAGUCUGAGUCAAAACAACCACGAGACCGAGACAAGACCGAGUCAAAACAACCACGAGACCGAGACAAGACCGAGUCAAAACAACCACGAGACCGAGACCAGACCGAGUCAAAACAACCACGAGACCGAGACCAGUCCGAGUCAAAACAACCACGAGACAAGUCCGAGUCAAAACAACCACGAGACAAGUCCAAGUCAAAACAACCACGAGACAAGACCGAGUCAAAACAACCACGAGACAAGACCGAGUCAAAACAACCACGAGACAGAGACAAGACCGAGUCAAAACAACACGAGACCGAGACAAGACCGAGUCAAAACAACCACGAGACCGAGACAAGACCGAGUCAAAACAACCACGAGACCAGUCCGACCUACACUGUUCACUCAGUGUAGGUCUACCUGAAUAAUAGCUUAAUCAGCAAAGUUAAGGAAACUCCAGAAGAUUCUUCAGAGGUUAAAAAUGUCCUUCAGAAACACCAGGUGCCCCACAAAAGCGGUUUUACAGCUUCAGUUUUGAAGGAUUAGAGGUAUUUUAGGCAGUUUGACACGUUGUUCAGGAGGGUCCAGGCGUCCUUAAGGAUGUGGCACGCAUCAUUUAAGUUUGGGGGGGGGGGGGGUUUAAGAUGUGGCUCAGGUAAUUCAAAAGGUCUUUCAAUGGAUUUUCCCUGUCUUUGGAAGCAUCAGAGGGCCAGGGGUUUGUAGUGAUCCUUUAAGAUUGGCAGUUCUUAAGGGCCUUAAGGAGGUUUUAAGUAUCAUACAAAAAGGUUGUAGCUCUCCAUAAGGAGGUUUCAGAUGUUGUUCAAGGGGGUUUCAUAUGUGCUUCAGACAUUUUAAAGAAUGUUUAAGUGAUUUCUACAGACUUUGAGUCCUCAGUGGCGUUUCAGUGAUCCUUAGAUAGAUUGAAGCAGUCCGUGAGAGGAGUCCUGGCUUCCUUCAGGAAAUUCUAGAGGUCUUUCAGGAGGUUAAACAACCCUCCAGGGGGCUCUAACAGCUCUUGGAUUUCUUCAGGUAGUUUCACUGAUUCCAGAGGUCUGAACUCUUAGGAGGUCAAGAAGCCCUACAGGAGAGGAUGGUUUAAAAGGAAGUCUCACUGAUCCUUAUGAGGGGUCCAGAAGUCCUCCAAGUUCCCUUUGGACAAUUCUUUAUGUGGUUCCGUCAGACGUUCAGGGGGUUUAAGAUGCCCAUCAGGAGUUCUGAGGGGGUUUUACUGAUCCUUAUGAGAGAUUCAGAUGUAGCAGGGGACCUUCUGGAAAAUGUAGGCGUACUUCAGGAGCUCCCAUGAGGCAAUUCUCCUCAGGAGGUUCGAAGGUCUCUACAAAUAUCCCCAAACAAGGCCCAUCCUGAUCGGCAGUUCAAUAAUCUUUAAGACGGUUCCAGAAAUCUUUAAGGGGGUUUCAGGGCUCCCUGAAUGGGAGCUAAAAGAUUAAGUGACUGAAAUAGCAAAAUGUAAUUUAAACCAUGAAAGGUGAACUGAAGAAGGAUUUGGACUGCGCUGCUGUCAAUCAACACAGUUGAUAAUUAUGGGUCGGUUUCUCUACAGGGAUCAAUACAGCUUCACCGAUCAGAUCUCAUCAGGUCUAACAGGGACACUGGUUUAAUCUGGAUUGGCUGAUUAUCGCUGACUUUGUUUGGUCUGUCAGCGUGACUCAUCUGUUGACGAAGAAGAUAAAACAAGCUCACUGCCUGCAGUGUAAUUAUGAUUAGUGCAGAGCAGCCAUGUUGGCUCACAGCCCCACCCCCAAAUUUAAUUUAAUUUAAUGUGAAUGUAAUAAGGAAGCAAUUUUAUGAUUAGAGACCAUUAGACAUUAUCUAAUUUAUAAAUUUAAUCCACUCGUCUAAAGCCACAACCAAGGAAAGAGUUUGUUGCAGAUACAUAAAGCUGUCUAGUUCAAACAUUGGGAGGAAACAUGGAAAAGUAUAGCAUCUAAUGCCUCUUUUGAAUCUCGGAUUGCAAGGACUAACAAUUUGCUAAAAUGUUUUUAAUCAAACGUAACUGCUGCAUGGAUCAUGUUCAUUGUUUUUGCACCUCAGAGCCAGGUGGUUUGAUAGGUUUAGUCUAUGAAAACAUUUUGACUAGGGUUAGGGAAAGAUGGUUAAAUCCCUUUCCCCCCUUUUAUUCCUUGUUUAAGAAAAGAAAAUGUGUGAUUUUGUGCUGUAUGAAUAAAAUUGACUAAAUAAUGAAAGCACGAGGCACAAAUUAAAUACUGAAAAACCACGAAGACCACCAUCUUUCCCCAACCUUAACCAAGUGUUUUGAGUUACCAAACAUAACCAUAAAAGUAGAAAGAAAGUAAAAUACGUUGUUCAUUUUGUGAAUUUGCAGAUAAGUUAAUAAUUAACUUCCCUCAUUAUGUUGAUAGAAAAUGUAACCCAGGCAUCAUUACAUUUCACUAAAAAUGUAUUUGCUGUGGCAGAUUAGUAGAAUAUAAAUGAGAUUUGUAAGAGACAGGGUUAAUUAAAAAUUAUCAAGAUAUUUCUGAGGGUGGUCUCAUUUUUUAAUUAAUAGAAAAUGCAUCUGUAUCGAUGGCCUUUAUUUGUAGGAAAACCUGAAUUAAAUAGAAAACUUUCUAACAUUGCAGUAAUACCAAACACAGGCAGAUUUUACAGCAUGUCUGCUCCUAUAAUUAUCUGUUAGGAAAGAAAAUUCCUCUUUUCAGGAUGUCUGUAAUUUAGAGUUUUACUUUUUAUUUUGCCUCAGGUGUCCGACGUCCAACAGCCCGGACUGACGAGGGCGAGACAUAGUUUAGCUGUGAAGUCACCCAGGUGGAAAAUAGAAAACAUUUCAGGUCAAUGUUAGGUCCCUGUGUGGUAGUGAAGACAGAAGAAAAUACAGAACAUAUUGCUGUAAAUAUGAGGGGAUAAGAGAAACAAAACUGUAAAAUGUGUGAGGAGGCGGAACAAUGGAAGAGGACGGCGAAUGUAAUGAUUUGGGGCUUUUUGUUAUGGCAGGUGAGAGCUUUAAUCCAGCUGGAUGUGGACCCAGUCUGGAUCAGUGUGGAUACAGGAUACUGAGGCCCAAACGCCGUUGCCUCCCUCCUCCUCCCCUCCACCCGUCUGGGAGGUGGAGGUGAGCGGAGUCAGGUAGCAGCUUGUGAAUGAGAGGGUUUGUGGAAAAAGACUUGAGCAGCCGUUGACACAAAGAGGGCAUUUAGAGAGCGAGAGGCCACAUCUGCAGGGAAACUGAAAUACCAACCAAUUAACCACAACACCUUAUCCUCACUGUGUGUGUGGACGCUAUCAUCAGGAUUCACUGCGCCAUGCUGAACUUAACAUAUAGAGUUAUAUGUUACUUUAUUUGUGGUCUACCUGUUUCAGUUUCACGGUCCAGUUUUUUUGUUUAGUUUAAAAAAAUUAAAAAAAAACUCCUACAGAGCUGGAUUUCUUCAUCUUUUCAGACCCAUUUUAUCUUUGUUGCAUUUUGAGAUCUUGUAUAAUAUAAAAAUCCUAAAAUAAAAGGGAUCACCCCUUUCACAUUGUAAACACGUUUUUAGAUAAAUUGAUGAAUCCUUUACUUACAGAAAAUAGUACAUAAAUGUCUGUCCCAGUGAAUAAGUAGUGGGAUGUGAGUUAUCAUGCUAAUGGUCGCUCCUCUCUUCUGUCGUCUGGAUUUUAGCAGCUGGACAGUCAAAGGAAACCGUUUAGGGAGAUUUUGAGGAAAUAAAACUCACAGCAAAAGAGAGGUGAACAAAUAUCACAAACAUCCACAGUGGAAAUGACAUCCUUGGCUGUCUCGCAGGAUUCAUUUCAGCUGUGUUUCCAGUCGUCUGUCUCUCUCAGCCGCUGUACAUGUGACCAUAUUUUUAGCGGUGCAGGAAGUACUCAGGUCCGUUACUGCAGUAAAAGUCCUGACACACUCUGUGGAAACACUCUGCUGCAGUGAAAGUGU
Molecule: messenger RNA, 6042 nt
Organism: Siniperca chuatsi (mandarin fish)
Lineage: Eukaryota; Metazoa; Chordata; Actinopteri; Centrarchiformes; Sinipercidae
Product: serine/threonine-protein kinase BUR1-like
Exons: 1
Coding region: 1332-2549 (405 amino acids)
Source: RefSeq, a predicted model, not a curated record